Aplysia californica (California sea hare) is the source of this 832-nucleotide messenger RNA. Its product is annotated as kinesin-like protein KIF21A. Gene Ontology annotation, biological process: microtubule-based movement; mitotic spindle organization. Gene Ontology annotation, molecular function: ATP binding; microtubule motor activity; microtubule binding. The record is from RefSeq and is a predicted model, not a curated record. NCBI's taxonomy places the organism in Eukaryota, Metazoa, Mollusca, Gastropoda, Aplysiida, Aplysiidae.
AGGGUGCAGAUCGUCAGUAAACAUUGGCCCGUGUCGCGUUUGACAUUUUUUCCCCCCUUCACGCAGGCGGUCGCCGUGAGGGCGGCAGAUCAAAGCAGUGUGUGGAGUGUGAAGGCAGUGCCUCAUUCGGACGACCAAACGUGUGUGUGUGUCUGUCGUCUGUGUGCUGUGUUCUGCAGAUCGCACCUGUGGAAUAAUUCUCGGAUCAGUUGUACCGCAACCAUUGUUUUUCUGAGAUUUUGUUCAAAUGUUUAGCUAUAAUGAGUAGCAGACGUGCAACCGAGUGUCUUUUGCUUUGAAGGAAGCUUCGUCGCGGUUGUUUAGUGAAACAGGUGUCGCCUUGUGUUGUGGUACAAGUGAAGCCAGUCGUGCAUAAUAUUGAUUAUCGUGUGUGUGUGCGUGUGUCAAUGUAUGUGUGAUUCAAAUUUUGAAAUAGCUGAGUGAAGCCGACAAGCAACGGUCUGUAGUCCAGGCCGAUUGUUCAUCGGAUUAGUUCUUCGUCAUAUUAUUAUUAGCGUGAGAGCAAUGCAAAUGGUGGAAGCUUGCGUUCUGGUGAGGAGUACCCAUAAUUUGAUUGUCAACACAACGGAAUGAGCAUGUCUGAUACAGAGGAGAAGAAGGAGGACGAGUCGAGCGUGCGGGUGGCUAUAAGGAUCCGGCCCCAGAAUGCGCGGGAAAAGAUCGACAUGUGCCAGGUGUGCACGUCGCUCACAGACGAGGCCCGCCAGGUACGUCUGGGCCAGGACAAGGCCUUCACCUUUGACCACGUCUUCGACAUGCCCACCCAGCAGGACUCCAUCUACAACAGCUGUGUGCGACAACUCAUCGACGG